This is a messenger RNA of Saccharomyces eubayanus, 756 nucleotides long. RefSeq names its product Far3p (gene FAR3). NCBI's taxonomy places the organism in Eukaryota, Fungi, Ascomycota, Saccharomycetes, Saccharomycetales, Saccharomycetaceae. The transcript has a single exon. The record is from RefSeq and is a predicted model, not a curated record. The coding region runs from base 1 to 756 and encodes 251 amino acids.
AUGAGUGAUGCCCGCGCACCGAGACUGCGAAAAACGGCAUUAACUGGCUGGGAAUCGGUGACUAUUGAACAUAGAUCUAAAUUGUACGCUCGUUCUCUGCCAACAGUGAUCCAUAGGUUAUGUUAUAAAGACACUGGCAAGAUGAAUAGCGCAGGCAACGAUAGUUUUGAGUAUCUUCUUCAAUUGACUAAAACAUUAACAGCAGAAUGCCGGUCCAACAGGCAAGAAACUGACCGGAUAGAAUUAUUAUUAAAACGCCUUGCCAAACAAUCAGGGAUAUCUUACGAUAAAUUGAGCAGAAAUAUAAUUCCAGAUCAAUGGAAAGAUAAUGAAACUCAAACGGUAUCGACUCCCAGCGAAUCACAACUGCUCAUUUAUGAUAAUUUCAAGUUGAUAUACGAGAUUGAAAAACAAGAAUACUUCAAUGGGAAGAUUAAUGCACUGAUCAGCAAUAUAAAUGAGCACUUCUCUUAUAUAAAAAACUUUAUUGACGAACAAAAUGUAAUAAGAGGACGAGAUGUUGCCGUAUUUGCAUCAGAUAAACUUGACGAAAGAAAUAUAAAUUUGCAACAAAAUUACAACCUGCUGAAGACAGAAAACGAGGAAACAAAAAAGAAAUUGAAUACCGUUAUUGAGCAGUUCGAAACGCUACUGAAAGAAAUUGAUUGGGAGUCUAUACCCAAAGACUCUAGACACUAUACUCGCUUUCAAAAACAGUUAGAAUAUUUGCAAAACGCAUACCAAAUAUUAAAAUAG